AUGAGUAAUGAUAAAGAUGACUCGCUUCAGUCGGCUAGUGUCCAACUCAUCGGAGAAAAUUAUUCUUAUUGGAGUUAUGUAAUGAGAAAUUUUUUGAAAGGAAAAAGGAUGUGGAAUUAUGUCGAUGGAACUUCAGUUAAACCUACCGAUAAAAAGGAUGAAGCAAAAUAUGCAAAAGAUUUGGGAACAUGGGAGUGGCAUAUUUCUCAAAUGGAUGUUAAAAAUGCAUUCCCUAAUGGCGAUCUUCAAGAAGAAGUUUAUAUGGUGCCUCCACAAGGCGUUUCUCAUAAUAAAGGGGAAGUGUAUAAGUUGAAGAAGGCACUAUAUGGUCUAAAACAAGCUCCACGAGCUUGGUUUGAGAAGUUUACCACUGUGAUUACAUCUAUUGGCUUUCGCUCUAGUGAUCAUGAUUCUGCUUUGUUUGUCAAAACUACUUAUCAUGGUUGUAUUCUACUCUUAUUAUAUGUUGGUGAUAUGAUUAUUACAGGUGAUGAUAUGGAUGGAAUUAAUGAUUUGAAAUUACAGUUAGCCAAACAGUUUGAGAUGAAGGACUUGGGCCCUCUUCGGUACUUCUUAGGCAUUGAAGUUGCUUACUCUCCUAGAGGUUAUCUUCUCUCUCAAUCCAAGUAUAUUACCAACAUUCUUGAACAGGAUCGCCUUUCUGAUACUAGAGUAGUGGAUAGUCCCCUUGAGUUGAAUAUGAAAUAUGCUCUAUCUGAUGGUGUUCCUCUACCCGAUCCCACCUUAUAUCGUACUUUGGUUGGCAGCCUAGUGUACCUUACAAUUACUAGACCAGAUAUUGCUUAUGUUGUUCAUGUUGUUAGUCAGUUUGUUGUAUCUCCUACUACAGUGCAUUGGGCAGCCGUUCUUCGCAUAUGUCGUUAUCUACAGAGAACCCAAUUUCAGACUCUUCUUUUUCCCUCAUCGUCCUCGUUGGAACUACAUGCUUAUUCUGAUGCUGAUUGGGCUGGCGACCCCACAGAUCGUAAGUCUACCACUGGGUUUUGUAUCUUUUUUGGAGACUCUCAUAUUUCUUGA
Molecule: messenger RNA, 1038 nt
Organism: Vicia villosa (hairy vetch)
Lineage: Eukaryota; Viridiplantae; Streptophyta; Magnoliopsida; Fabales; Fabaceae
Exons: 2
Coding region: 1-1038 (345 amino acids)
Source: RefSeq, a predicted model, not a curated record